Loxodonta africana (African savanna elephant) is the source of this 12052-nucleotide messenger RNA. It is a transcript of the gene RCOR1, whose product is annotated as REST corepressor 1. Gene Ontology annotation, biological process: regulation of transcription by RNA polymerase II; negative regulation of DNA-templated transcription. The coding region runs from base 16 to 1536 and encodes 506 amino acids. NCBI's taxonomy places the organism in Eukaryota, Metazoa, Chordata, Mammalia, Proboscidea, Elephantidae. Gene Ontology annotation, molecular function: transcription corepressor activity. The record is from RefSeq and is a predicted model, not a curated record. Gene Ontology annotation, cellular component: transcription regulator complex; histone deacetylase complex. The transcript is spliced from 13 exons.
CCGCGGGUCCCGCCGAUGCCGGCCAUGGUGGAGAAGGGCCCCGAGGUCUCAGGGAAGCGGAGAGGGAGGAACAACGCGGCCGCCUCCGCCGCCGCCGCCUCGGCUGCCUCAGCCUCGGCCGCCGCCGCCUCGGCCGCCUCAGCCAGCCCAGCCUCGGCCGCCGCCGCCGCCGCCUCGGCCGCCCCCAAUAACGGCCAGAAUAAAAGUUUGGCGGCGGCGGCGCCCAAUGGCAACAGCAGCAGCAACUCCUGGGAGGAAGGCAGCUCGGGCUCGUCGAGCGACGAGGAGCACGGUGGCGGCGGCAUGAGGGUCGGCCCCCAGUACCAGGCGGCGGUGCCCGACUUCGACCCCGCCAGGAUCCAUCUAACAUCAGCAGUGACAUCCCUUCUUCCUCAUCCUCUUCUGAAUCCAGCUCGAAUUUCUGGCAGUUCCCUGUCUAAACUGGCAAGACGCAGUCAAGAAAGAGAAAAUCUUGGAAUGCUAGUCUGGUCACCUAAUCAAAAUCUCUCAGAGGCAAAACUGGACGAAUACAUUGCCAUUGCUAAAGAGAAGCAUGGGUACAACAUGGAGCAGGCUCUUGGGAUGCUAUUUUGGCAUAAGCAUAAUAUUGAAAAAUCAUUGGCUGAUUUGCCCAACUUUACCCCCUUCCCAGAUGAAUGGACUGUGGAAGAUAAAGUCUUGUUUGAACAAGCCUUUAGUUUUCAUGGGAAAACGUUUCAUAGAAUCCAACAAAUGCUUCCUGAUAAAUCUAUUGCAAGUCUAGUGAAAUUUUACUAUUCCUGGAAGAAGACGAGGACUAAAACCAGUGUGAUGGACCGCCAUGCUCGGAAACAAAAACGGGAGCGAGAGGAAAGUGAGGAUGAACUGGAAGAAACAAAUGGAAAUAACCCCAUUGACAUUGAGGUUGAUCAAAACAAGGAAAGCAAAAAGGAGGUACCCCCAACUGAGACAGUUCCUCAGGUCAAAAAAGAAAAACAUAGCACGCAAGCUAAAAAUAGAGCCAAGAGGAAACCUCCAAAAGGAAUGUUUCUUUCUCAAGAAGAUGUAGAGGCCGUUUCUGCUAAUGCCACGGCUGCAGCCACGGUGCUGAGACAGCUGGACCUGGAACUGGUUUCAAUCAAACGACAGAUUCAGAACAUUAAACAGACGAACAGUGCGCUUAAAGAGAAACUUGAUGGUGGAAUAGAACCGUAUCGACUUCCAGAGGUCGUUCAGAAGUUUAACGCACGUUGGACCACAGAAGAGCAGCUUCUUGCCGUACAAGCCAUCAGGAAAUAUGGCCGAGAUUUUCAGGCAAUCUCAGAUGUGAUUGGGAACAAAUCAGUGGUACAAGUGAAAAACUUUUUUGUAAAUUACCGACGCCGCUUCAACAUAGAUGAAGUUUUACAAGAAUGGGAGGCAGAACAUGGCAAAGAAGAGACCAAUGGGCCCAGUAACCAGAAACCUGUAAAGUCCCCGGAUAAUUCUAUUAAGAUGCCUGAAGAGGAAGACGAGGCUGCUUCUGUUCUCGACGUCAGAUAUGCAUCUGCCUCCUGAGACCCUCUGGUAGCUUUGGACACUCGGGUGGACUACUGCAUCAUCAGGAAAUCAGGUAUUACUGGACAUCACCUAGCCAUCUGCAUCACAUCUCUGUGGACAAGCAGCUAUUACCAAAAAAGGCAUAUACUUUAGUCCUGUGCUACAUCUGCCUUAAUUCUUUGCUCGUUCCUCCAUGUCGGCACCACUUCCCGGAGAGCUCCAUGCGUCUUUCACAUUCUGCCUCAACACUGGGGAGGCCUCCCGUGACUCGGGGUGCGCCUCCUCAGCCGGAGCCCCGUGCCCCACCGACGGCAGCUCUUCCCAGUCAGCAGCUUCAGAACAGGUCGUUGGCCUGGAAGGCUCGACCUUGUUCCUGCAUGGCUUGCAACUUCUACUUUGUGCAUAAUGUAAUUUUCAGAGUAACUGUGACCCUGUUGGCCUUCUAGAAAGUUUCUCAUGUUCUUUUCUGAGGCAACCACCUCAGUGAUACCACGCGUCUUUGGAAAUCACAAUACCAUGGCCGACUGCGUUGUGACCUUUAUCGCGCCAAGCGUCCUGACACAACUCCCAUCCCCUAAACUGUGGAUAGAAUCAUGGUUGAUAAAUUUCAUCGGCUUAAAUCUCCCCCUUCUCCCUUCCCAAGUGGUAGAACGCUCGGUCACAGCAUCUGUCUUUGGACAGUGUAGCCUAAAGGGAGUGUGAACCUCAGAGCUUUCUGCCUUCUCUUCAACAUUGUAAUCCCAGGAUGGGUGCCCCCUCGUCUUCGCUGACCCCACCCCAUCCCCACCACCCCGCCUCCAAGAGAUUGGGUCCAAACCACUGUACCUGGUGCUUGUACAUUUGGAAUUGGUGCCUUCUCCUUUUGGCAACCAUAGUAUGAGUCCUUUUUCUGUUUCAGUGUCUUAUUUCUUCUUGAAAGUUUAUUGCUUGCCAAAGAUGACAUCGCUGGGAUUAGGAGACGGAGAGCUUGCUGCAGGUUCUGGCGGAAUGCGGAUGGAAAUGUCAGCUUAGCUCAGUAAAGGGUGUUGAGUCGCUGGUGAUAGUUUUGUAAAAGCUGCAUGUUUUUUAUUCCUGUUCUGUUGGGAUGCCUGGCCUGUUCCCCGGCACGCCGCGUAUCCCUUUGUGUCCUUCACACGCAGAUGCGAUCACACACGCACCAUCUCCUCGCUUCAAGUCAGAAUUCAGGGCUGAAGAGUGAACUUCCUGGUCUAGUAUAAGACCAGGAUGAGCAGAAACAAUCUACAGAGCAGGAGGUAAUGCCUUUUGGUUGGACAAGUAGAAAUUUCUAGUAAAUCUUCCAGGAUUGUUUUGGUGUCUGUAUGGGACUGUGGGUCUGCUGAAGGACUGCAUUCUAAGGUAGCCUCGCCCCUGCCCGUGGUCCCUUCAGCCUGCAUUAAAUAAUGUCAGAGGAGCCUUUUUUCCUUUUUCUUCUUUUUGUUGCAUCAUUUAGUUAAAUACUUUUUUGCUUUUAAUACCAAAAAGAGAAAAACGCAGGUGCUUCAAGGCAUAAACAGAAUUCUUCAGAAUUUAAAAUAUGCAAUUAGAAUUUGAUGUGUUUUGAAUCCCAAGCACCUUGCCUUUUUUUUUUUUUUUAAAGUAAGUCAGCUGAUUUUUUUCUUUAGAAAGAGAAUCAGCUAGAACCUUAGGUUGUUUGGAAUUCUUUUUUUUUUUUUCCCCAGAAAGCUGGAGAAGGGUCACUCAGGAGGGGGAGUGAAUAGCCUCUCCGAGCUUUUGCAGCCUUGUACUGCACUUGGCGUCUGUUGGUCAAGUAAAAGCCUGUGAAGAAUAGCAGCAGAGGGGGCGGAGGGCAGUCACAGCCCGCUUUUCCUACCUGGAGACAGGUAGCCAAAUAACACUAGCAAUGACGUAGGCUUUUGUUUUUGUGUUUAUCGUGAGCCUGCUAUGUAACUGAAAAACGGCAAGAGAGCCGCGUGGGGAGAAGUGGGGUAGUUUUUGCACGUCUUUUAAAGGGGACACUAAGGCAUGAACAGACGCUUUAGGCUCUCCUUGCUUCUCAAGACCUCCUUCCCCCUGAUGGGAUCAGCAGGCAGCUUGCUGCAGUGGGUUUCCACUCUGCCAGUGGGGCUGUUCCUCUUCACGCCCAGGCUGUUUUCCUUAAGAAUUGAUCCUUCCCGGCAGGCAACGCUUGAAAGCUGGAUGGAUAUCCUCAGUCAGCAUGGCAGGCAGGCCGGCUGUGCCAGGCCUUUCUCUGUGUUCUGCACGGUCCCCUCACUCGCUCCUGGCACCGAGUGGCCUCCCAUCCUGAAGAGUCACUGCUCUGCUGGUGUACUUAGGAGCAUUGCAGUGGGAUUUAGGCUUUCUCUCCAAGGUCAUGUCCUUAUUGUUUGACAGAAAGAGAAAAGAUGGUUGUCUUUGCCUGACUGCCUUUGUUGGAGCUUCAUGCAUAAGAUAGCACUGUGUUUUAAACUUUUCUUCGUGACACUGUCUUGCGAUGAUGUUGUAAAUGCAAGAAAUCACCUAGCUUUAAAAGUUACGUGGUUUGGUCUCAUUUCUGUGAAGACCCUUCUUAACAUAUCAAGAAUGAGGUGCGUCAGCAGGCAGCGUUGGGAUGUGAGGGUCCACAGUGAUAACUGCUUAAGAUGGAAUGUUCACUUAAGCUUUGUCUUCGUAAAAAAUUAUCAAUGUGAAUGUCAUAAUUAUAUAUAUUUUUGUGGAAAAUUUCUCCUAAGUAUAAGUUAUUGUGCAAAAUAUAGUAUCAUUGAAGCAAAUGAUAGUUUAACUUUUAGUUUAGAAAUCCUAAAAGAUAGAAAUUGUAUUGCAUAUGCAUUAAAAGUUUGUUUUAUUUAAUUUUAUAUAGAUGUGUAAAGUGUUAGGUAAACGUUUUUUUUUUUCACUUACCAUUUAAACACCUUGUUACUUGAAUAUUGUGUUAACUGGUCUGAAGCAGUGAUCGAUUUUGUACUAGAGCGCUUUGACCCCAGGACCCCAUGCCUCAGUCGUGCUGGUAGAUUAGCAACAGCGCACAGUCGGGUGCCAGCGGCGGCAGAGCCGAGGCUGGUGGAGCACGUCCGCUGUGCUGUCUUGGUGAGUUGGACCUGCCAAGACUCCAGCUCCUCAAAAUGGGUUUUGGUAGUUUUUCAUUUGUAAGACCCUUUGAUGGCCACAAACCUCUAAUCAAAAACAAGAUGAAAAAAUUGUUUAGUUUUAAAAGCUUACUGUGGUGGACUAAUUAAGCGGUUGUUUUCUGUGUAUAUAAAGUUUCCUCAAAUAUCACACACCACUAUAAGUGUGCUCAUUGUCACUUUAAAUUUCAACUACGUCCUAUUUUUCUCUUUCUAAAUAUCAGAUGUACUAUUGGUAUAAUUGCACACCAAAAAUAAGCCAAACAGUGCAUUACACUAACUGGACCCCUGUUGAUGUGAGCAAAGGAGAGAUGGGGCCAGCUCCCAGGAGGGCCUGGCACUCCACCUGUCCAGCCUGUUUCCAAAUCUAGUGGCCCAGGACUCAAGCUUUUCAUAUCAAGGGAAACUUUGCCUCGAAUUGACGCAAGGUAGUUAGCUAAUCCGAUCUAGUGAUCUCGUGCAAUGCUCGGAAACAAACCCUCUUCCUGCCACUCCUGGAUCUCUGCAGCUUUCCCCGGUUACAGUAAAGCACAAUGCCGUAAAGUCACAGCUCAGCACGGUGCCGUAAAGUCACAGCUCAGAAGGACGGUCAGUAUAGUCUAUGCAUGUUGUAUCAUAAUGAGUGUUUACAGUCAACUCCUCCUAAAGAGAAACUUUAUACUGGAGUGGAUAGGAUCCCAUUAUGUAGACUUCUCAACUUUGCUAAGUGCUUUUUAGAUUGCUUAAAAAUUUUCAAGAUUUUAAAAGAUGUAUAAGGUUAAGUUCACAGAUACAAUGGAAAUGCUGUAUAUCUUUUGAAGUGAUAAAAUCCACGUUGGAAUUUUAAAGAAAAUACAUUGUAAUAAUGCUGUUGUAAUAUUUUAAUGUCUCUGCCUGUUUUCUAUUUCAGCACAGUCAUUGUGGUGAAUGUCAAUAGCAUUAUAAUUGCUUAGCCAUUGAAUGAUAACAUUGGUUAGUGGAAAUUGGAAAAUUUAUUUGUGAAAUUCUGCAGAAUUCAUUUUUCUAUUUCCAAUAUUUGCUGAAGUUAAAUAAAAAUUUUCAAGGCAUUGAUGUAAUAAAAUAUGAAAGAAAAAAAAAUUUUUUUCUGCACCCCCAUUCUCCAUCAAAGCAGUGUCCACCCUAAUACAGAACAGGUAGUUUCUUCCCUUUGCAUCGGGUCUUGGGGUUUCUACUGUAUCAUUUUUGCAGACUUAAGCCCUGUGGAAACACACCAGGGAAGCCUUUUGUUUUUUAGCCUUCAGCUCCACCUGAACUACAUUUUCCUUUCUGUGAGAAACCUUACGUGGUUGGGAUCAAAUGGCGGUUUGUGAGUGUAUAAGGUUUGCAAUAGUUUGAUGGCUUAAAUGAAAAGGUUCAGUAAGAGAAAAAUUUUUUCCCAUUAGUGGUUUUAUACCCCAGCAUGUCCAGGCUUUGACCCCUGGAGGCUGGCCCCUCCACAACCCCCAGCUAUGGCUGUGAAGAGGCAGGGACCACCGCCUUGGCCACCUCUGGUCAGUCCACAGUGGGCGCUUACAGCAUCCAUUGGCCGUCACAGUUUUCAUCUAUGGUCUCCCUUUUUUUUAAGCUGGAUUUGGUUAGAUAACUACUGUGAGAACUGGACACCCAAAUCCAGUGUGGCCUCGAACAGUGUUUAAAAUAGGGAGAUGGGAUCCCUGUAUGACUUAGGGUAGAAGGGAGUAUACACGACAGGGCCUGCCAUCUAGAAAACUGAACGUACAUUCCAGGUUAUAGCAUUAAGUGUCUUGGGAGAGAGUACCGGGCUGUGGAAGUGCCGGGGAGGAAGGGAUCGGCCCGCUCAUGCCUUCAAGGAGUGGAUGACUCUCCAGAGCUAACCCUGGGGGAGGAUACCGUCUCCUGGGAUGAGACCUGGGUGGUGCCUGGGAGUGGAGGGCUGAGGCUCAGCAACCCCCGUGACAACAGGUGCUAAGGCCAGACCCUGGACUUCCCUGCAGGGAGACAGGGGAAGGGAGGCCAACAGGGAGUCAGCCCAGCAAGGGGGGAUGGUUGGGGAGGUGGCCCGUUGUCAAAUGCCACAGGUGUCUCCUAGGAUGGGCUCCACCUUUGUUGCCUUAGAAAAAUAACUUCAGAUGACUGCUAAGGGCGGGACGUGGAGGGUGUUCAGGAGGUAUUGAAGGAAAGGACCUUUUAGACACUUGGACAGACCAGCACUUGUGGAUAGCCAUAGAUUAGAAAGGGUUAGGAGACAAGUCAUGAGGCCCGAAAUCAAGGACGUGUGAGAGGUGAGUCCAGGCUGCCUUCCUUGAAACUAGGAGGAAAGAACCCCUGCACAGCUGCCUCUGUGCCCACACAUCUCCUUCCAGCCUCACACAGAUACCGCUGACCACUCCUCACAUGGGGGCAGCAGGAGGCAGGAGCUCAGGCACCUGCAGCCUGCAAACAGGUGGGUGCCCUGGGGGGCAGCCUUUGGGUGGGGGCUUGGGGUGCUCCUCUGCUGUCCUGCAGGCAACAGGUUUCCGGGCAGUUCUCUGGGCUCCGCCCCUUGCGGCCCACAGCAGUGACCAGUUUUCUUCAUCCUCCACUCUCACUUCCAAAAUCAAGCUCUUCACUCACAGACCCUCAUCUCAGGCUCUGCUUCCGGGUAAAAUCUAGGUCAAGACCACCUGCACAAGUGAGAAGAAUUUCUGUAUCCCCACCAGCCCAGUGCUGCUGGGUAACUUCUUUUGCAGGGAGGGGUAUUGAGAGCACCUACAAAGGGAAGGGAAGGGCAAUGCUCAUGUUGGGAUUGCCAGCUUCUAGAGGCUUCCUUCACAUCUUGCACUAAGAAGAGGAGUGGGCUGUGCAGCCCGAGGCCAGCUCUCCGCAUUCUCUGUGAGUGUAGCCUCCUUGCGUUGUGCUCUCCAGGUGCUGGGCGCUGACUCCUACAGUGAGCGAGGUGGACAAAACCUCCCCAGGGGUGGUUUAAAAUGUUGAAUUGGCAAAUGUGUUAUAUAUAUAUUUUACAACAAUAAAAACAAACAAACUUGUUGCUGAGUUUAUUGAAUCUCUUCCCGGCAGAUCUCAAGCCCUGCCUAUCACUCCACAGCUGCGUCAUGCUUGGGCCAUCGUUUGAGCUGAGACUGGCCACUGGGUGGUCCAGAUGUGCUCAUUGGUUCUGGGCUGGAUGGAAUCAGUACCCCAGGUAGCUGGCAAGCACACUUCCCCCUGUCCUGGAAGUAGCAGGUGGAGGCCUUAAAGAAAACAGACACCAGCACACACAACCUCUACGCCAGCCCUGUACCUGGGCUGGCAAACAGCAGCCUUUCCAUAUCAGGACACGUGUCUAAAAUUGCUUCAUUGUUUUGUAUCAGCUUCAUGGUAUUCUUUUAAUGGCUAUAACAAUCUUCCUAAAACUGCCAUCUGUUGAUGGACACAGGAUCGCCAUUCAUAGCAUCAGAGGACUGGAAAUAACCCGCAUGGUUUUGCACAGCUGUACAUGUCCUUGUAGAAUAAACAUCUAGAAUUGGAGUUUCUGGGUCAGAAGACCUGCUCACUCGACAGUUGAUCUGGAUUGCCGAAUUGCCUCCUACAGGAGCUGUAGCAGUGUCCCAUGCGUCUGCCCUGAGUGAGGAGCCAGCUCCGCACCCCCUUCCUAGCACUGGUGAUGAGACGCUUUAUGAGGUUUGCAGCCCAGCAGACUGAGCUCCUUGAAGUCAGGGCUGUCACGUGUCUCUCAGUCCCAAGAGCUGGCGGUGACCGGCUCUGAGUGCCUGGUCCAGGACUGGGUGCUGGGAGCACUGCAGAGGAAGAGAAAUGCCUGCUGGGCUCGCGCUUGCAGGAACAAGGCUCCACUGUGGCUUCUGAUCGACUCCUGGGGAGUGCGAGGCGCAGCUGCCAGUUCCUGGUAUCCAGAGAAGGAUCAGCUGAGCUUUGGGGUUUUCUUAGGCCCUUGGCUUGUUUUAUUGAGCAAUCUGCUGUUCAGCUAUUUAUUGCCAAAGUAAUGAGAAAAGAAUUCAAAUUAAAGAUCUGGUAAUGGUAGACCUGGAAUGUACUGAAGAGUGCAGCACAGAUUCUGGCUCUCAGGUCCGCCGCUCCCAUCCAUUACUCACUGUGCACCUCCCUCCCGUGGAGAGAUGGUCGGAUGGUAAGUGUGAUCGCGUGUUGGCAGCCACUUCAGCUGAGAUGCAGGCAGGAGAGCUCUUCAGAGCCAAGUGAGAGGCGGGUAGGGACAUGUCCUGCAUGCGGGCUCUUGGGGAAAGCUACAUGGACGGAGGUGACAGCUGAAGAGUGACCAGCAUCUGGCCCAGGAGAGAGCAACUCCAGGAGACCCGGCAGUUUUCCUGGGACGAGCCGGCCCCCAUGGUGAAGUCAGGGCUCUGUUUCCUCCUCAUCCAAUGAAGGGGGUUAGAAUUUCCUGUGGUUCCCCAACCUAACCUGGUACCCACCCAGGCCGGGUUCCCCUGCAGACACUGCAGCCUUGGGGGCGGGGUGCGGCGUCCUCUUCCGUCAUCCCCAUUGACGGAGUCAGAGACGAGCGGGUCCAGCCAAGGCACGGAUGACACUCUGCAGGCUCAACCUCUCUGUACAAGUCCACUCGCACAGGCCUGGGCAGACUCGGACAUUAGCUCUCGAGGUGGGCGCCAGGUCACCCUAACCUUCACUCACCAGUGUUUGGCCCAAGCAGGGAACCUUGCUGGGUAGCCUCCUACUCUUCCUGCAAAGACUUUGUGUAACAAAGGUACUUUGAGUGUGGUGGCUCAUGGCAUUUAAUUGAUUCAAUAGAGUUAGCAAUAAGUAAGUCUUUUUUUCAUUGUAAGAAAUAUAACACAUUGCCAAUUCAACAUUUUAACCAGUCUUUAUACUGUGAAUAAUUGUGUACAGCAAGUUAUUUGUGUUUGUUUUAGUCAUAAUUGCUUAUUUAAGAUCUGUCCUCUAGGGACCGAACAUGCGAUACUUUAUUUAAUCAUCACAGCAGUCUCUGGAGUAGGAACUAUUGUUCUCCCUGUUUGUAGAGGAGGAAACCAACACUGAGAUCAGCCUGUGUUGUCCAAGGUCGUACAAGUGGAAAAGGCCAGAAUCGGAACUAGACAAAAUAGAGCCUUGGCUCCAGGGUGCGGCCUCUUCUCCUGGACCAGGGAGGCUACACUGCGCCCUCACUACGCAAGAUCCAUGUGACCUCAGCCACUCCCUUACCUCCUGGCCUUCCCUCACUUGUGCCUCAGGGAUCUGGCCGCCUGAGGAGGGUGAGCUAAGUAAGAGAAUCCAUGUAAAAACUUCUGCCCAGUUGCUGCGCAUGGAAUAGGUGCUGGAUCAAUGUCUGAUACAUUCGUUCUGUGACGGUUAAUUUCGUGUGUCACCUUGGCUAGGCCAUGGUGCCCAGUUGUUCGCUCAAACACUAGAUGCUGUUACAAAGAGAGUCGCGUGUGCUUAAAUCAGUUGGCUUCAAGGAAAGCAGAUCACCCUCCAUAAUGUGGAUACGCCUUAUUGAAUCAGUUGAAGGCCCUAAGAGCAAAAGGGGUGUUUUCUCGAGGCAGCAUUCUGUCUCUAGACCGUGAAUAGAUAUUUUUGCCAAAAUUCCUCCACUUCUCCCGUCGAAUGACCUAUGGAUUUUGGGUUUGGGAUCAUAAGACUGAAGGAGUCUCUAGUCAGUCAGCUGACAUACAGAUUUGGAACUAGCCAGCCCCCCACAACUGCAUGAGCCAAUUCCUUCAAGUCAACCAACCUCUCUCUGAUUAUACUCUGACUGGUUCUGUUUCUCUAAAGAGUCUUAAGACACAUUCUAUAAAGAAAAGUCUUGGGGUUGUGUUUCUGGCAUCUUCUAUGGGGCAGAGUAACUGCCGAGCUUUCCCAGCUCAUCGGCCUCCACAGGAAGCCUCGCUUCUUGAGCACACCACCUCUAAUCUUAGCCCCAGAGCAGUGGUCUGCUGUGUUUUUGAUGGCAUACUCUGUUGGUAGAGUGUUCUGGCGAUGCACUGGCAGCGUGUCUGCAUUCAUGUAUAACUGUGUACAGGUGCUAUUUGUGGUCAGUUCAAUUUUAGUAAAACUGACAAGCUGUUUUCUUCCCACACCCACUGUUCUAGACGACUCAGUCACACUGGCAGUCCCUUGCCAUCGUUAGUCUGUGGCAUGGGACUGCCUGGGAUGUUAAACAGGCAGGAUGGCACUUUUCUAAUGAAGAAACUAAGGCCCAAUGGGUUGAUGUGACUUGCCCAAAGUCACUUGGCCCAUAAGUAGCAGUUGGGCUGGAGACCUGGGUGCCAGCUUCAAGACAGACCUCCUGCCAGGGGGCCUGGGUGCCACAGCAGCUCGGAAGUGGAGAAGAGGUGGGCUGGGGCAUCGAGGUGUGGGUUUGAGUGUUUCCACUCGAGGUUUGACCCAUGGCUGAGCCUGCCCUAAGCCCCCCGUAGUCCCUGCAGAGUGCAGCUGCCAACUCCCCCUCAGUCUCAGUCACAGGCCUGAGGGCCACUUGAGGGAUGUCCUUUCUAGCCUUAUGCAACGGAAGGUCCUUCUCCAAAGCCUCCUGCAUAGUCCUCUCCAGGUUGCCUGCCAGCCUCUUACAGGCCUUGAUUUCCCCUCACCAGGACCGUGACAGUAGAUGUGGCUCAUUGUCCGGCUUGUAGCAGAGCCUGUUGUUAUUGUUAGCUGCCAUCGAGUUGGCCCCUGACUCGUGGUGACCCUAUGCACAAUGGGAUGAAAUGCUACCCAGCCUUGCACAGCUACCGUCAUGUGUUGUGGAUCAGAGCAUUGUGUUCCAUCAGGUUUUCACUGGCUGAUUUUCAGAAGUAGACUGCCAGACCUUUCUUCCUAGUCCAUCUUAGUCUGAAAGCUCCACUGAAACCUGUUCAGCAUCAUAGCAGCACACAGGCCUUCGAUGACAGACAGGUGGUGGCUGUGCGCGAGGGGCGUUGGCUGGGAAAGGACCUGGGUCUCCCGCAUCGAAGGCUUCUACCGCUGAACCACCACCGCCUCUGUAGCAGAGCACCUGCUGGAAAACACAAGUGGGUAGACCUACUAGAGCUGGCAUCGUGCCCUCCUUGUUGGCGAAGUCCUGGUCAUCCCCCCACCACCGAUCCACCUCUCCGCCACGGCUCCAUCCAAAUUGGACUCUGCCAUUUCCCCAUCUCAUCCUUUUUGGGCCCUUGUUGAAAUGCCAGCCAGCCAUUGAUUCGAUCCUACAGGUUCCGUCCUCCCUAAAGUGUGAUGUCUGGUUCCUCUCUCUAACCCAGAACCCUGAGCCUGAGUACCUGGGGGUGUUCAGUGAACAGCUCACUGUCAGCACCAUGAAGCCAGGGGCUGGAUGAGUCCUUGGUGCUACUGAUCAGUCACCGCAGCAGGGCCAGUCUGGCCCUCCGCAUACCCUGGGAGGAGGACCUCCGCGUACCCUGGGCGGAGGGGUAGGCCCUUCCUCGUGAACUCUGCACUUGGUCUACUUUGAUCAGUGGAGCAUCCGCAAGAGGGACGUAAGCAGAGCUUGGAAAGCACUGUGCUUUAGGGCUUGCCCCUUGCUGCAGAGA